UGUCGUCAUAUCCGGGAGGCAGUGCAUACAGGCUGCUGAAUCACACACAGAAGUACAACAUCGUCCCAUUUUUAUUAAAUAUAAACAUGCCAAUAUAAUAAACUGUUGGAACUCAGAGACAGUGCUUUCCGACAGCUUACCAUGGUCCCUACAGACUUUAAAGCCCUAAUCCAGAGGUUUUACCAGCUUCAGUCGGAGCGGGUGGAGACGUAUCAGCUCUUUGACGAAGGACACGAGGCAUACUUGAGGACGGGGCCUCAUUAUGACUUCGACCACUACAGGCAGCUGGUGCAUGAGAUCACUCUGGCCUUCAACGGCAUCUCCAAAGAAGUGCUGGACAUUAAGGAGAAGCUCCACAACGAGUUCGACCGGCCGGCCCUCUCUGAGCACAUGGACAAGCUGCAGAGCAAAGAGAAGCAGAAACUUGAAAUGACAGCCAAGCUGCAGCUGGCCAGGCAGCGGGCCCAGGAUCACCCCGAGGACGAGGACUGUCAGGAACAGAUUCAGGAGAUCAAGCAGGAAAUCAUCAAGAACAAAGAGGCUCUGAGUGAGAUCAUGCAGGACUUUAAGUAUGACUCUGAGGAGUGUGAUUGACAGGCGGCUCCCAGGGGGCGGGGCGACUGACGGAUGCAACUUCCCUCCUCCUCCUCCUCGACUCCACCCUGCCGGCUGCUGCAGGCUCUGUGUGUUUCUAUCUGGGCUCAUGUGUUUGUGUUAAUGCGGCCUCAGCAGAAUAGGACCUUUGUAAAUACUCUAUAAGGUGAAAGAAUUCCUGGAGGCUCAUCCUAUGUCGCCAUCUUUGUUUACUUGAUGAAUUGUAUUAAUUUUUUUUAAAUAAAAAAAGAGAAGUUUGACUUUU
This is a messenger RNA of Gymnodraco acuticeps, 859 nucleotides long. RefSeq names its product required for excision 1-B domain containing (gene rex1bd). Bases 142 to 594 code for a protein of 150 amino acids. Lineage: Eukaryota; Metazoa; Chordata; Actinopteri; Perciformes; Bathydraconidae. The record is from RefSeq and is a predicted model, not a curated record. The transcript has 5 exons.